Messenger RNA from Closterium sp. Naga37s-1, 1238 nucleotides. The record is from the annotation of a GenBank genome assembly. NCBI's taxonomy places the organism in Eukaryota, Viridiplantae, Streptophyta, Zygnematophyceae, Desmidiales, Closteriaceae.
AUGGCGAUCACACGAGUGUUGAACUUCCUCUUCACCGCGCUGGUUUUCGCAACAGUAACCUCUACAUUCGCCGUCACUCCCACUGAUGCCACGUCUGUUGCUGUCACGGCCGUGUAUGGCGACGGCGACGACAUGGUGAGAAGCAUCAUGAUUCAGCCGCGCACGGCCGUGCGAAGCCGCAUGCUGAGAGCCGGCGCGAAUGGAGACGCAGAAGCCACCGUGGCAGUGGCGGAAACUACAGCGAGCAGGAAGGUCAAUGAUGCGAGGAUUGCGCUUGAGACCACCACCCCCGCCGCCACCACCCCCGCCGUUCACAGCACCACUAGCAGCACCUCCAGCAGCAGCACUGCUGGCAGCAGCACAAGUGGAAAAUCCGAGCCGCCGCCGGUGAUCACCUCGGUGUUGAUGACUAAUCUGGCCCGGAUGAGCUUUCGCAGGCAGCGUUGCUUAAACGUUGACAUGUCAAGGCAGCGGUGGAGCCGCAACGCGUUGGUGUUUUGGAACGUGGAUUCGAGCAACGAAAACACGGGCGUCGGCAAGGCGAGAGGCGUCCAGUGUAAGGAGGUCCUGUUCUUCGACAAAAGCAACUGCAAGGGCGCGGCGCGCGAUACCAUUCCUAACCCGGCCAUGGCGCAGGCUGGUGUCGCGUUCCCAAGCACAAAGAUGACAAUAUCAAGUUGGGCUUCAGCAGCGUCUCUUCUCUGCAUUCCCUACGAGCAGCAAAAAGUGAACUCCAGUGAUCCUGCGUGUGCGGCAUUGGGUUGUGGGCCUGAUGGCACCUGUGUUGUGGAUCAGCAAUUCAAAGAUCUUUACUGCCAGUGGGCCUCACCCUGUGGCGCCUGCCCCUCUGGAGCCACCUGCAAAAUUCUGCCUGGGGAAGACGACGGGGCGGUGGAGGGGCCUUACUGCGCGUGCCCUAAAGGCUAUGGGAUCACCCCGACCAAGUGUGUUAAGGGCCGAGCUUCCACCGUUUCUUCAACCAGCAUCACAAUCAUCGCGAAUCGAACAGCCUCGGAUUUCAAUUCUCGACCCUAUACAUUCCGCGCCGGGAUAAAAAGCUGCAUUCGGUUCCCAGCUGCGCUGGUCGGGAAGUUCACGACAAUGUAUGGUGUCAACAACAUUGGCGAUGCUCCCAAGUGCACCAAUCUCAAACACUACCAAGCCGAUAACUGUGUCGGCGACAUUGUAAACGAGGAAUCCUUGAAGGCCACUCCGAAGCUGUUUGCUUCAUAUUCACU